Lizanozyma spartinae is the source of this 1083-nucleotide messenger RNA. RefSeq lists its product as uncharacterized. Lineage: Eukaryota; Fungi; Ascomycota; Pichiomycetes; Serinales; Debaryomycetaceae. Gene Ontology annotation, molecular function: ATP binding; ATP hydrolysis activity. The record is from RefSeq and is a predicted model, not a curated record. The coding region runs from base 1 to 1083 and encodes 360 amino acids. Gene Ontology annotation, cellular component: mitochondrial outer membrane. The transcript has a single exon.
AUGAAUAGAUUUAAGAUUGAUAUAGGGAAGUUUAAGGUGGACUUGAAGUUGCUCGGAGACAUUUUCAUCCUUGCCGGUGCUGGUCUCUCCAUGUAUUACAUUGUACACAGUUUACUCAAUGAUUAUGUGGAUAGCACUGUUAAGAACAAAGAUAACGAAAAGAAACUGAAGGGGAUCUUGAAACGGUUACAAGUAGGGAAUCCUCAUUUGAAGGAGGUCAACUUCAAUCAAUACGAAAAAGCUUUAUUGAGUUCACUUGUUACACCUGAAGAAAUCAGUGUUACUUUUGACGACAUUGGAGGAUUACAAGACAUUGUUGAUGAACUAAGAGAAGCUGUUAUCUUACCAUUAACCACGCCUGAAUUGUUUGAAGUUCAUCUGGACUUGAUACGAUCCCCCAAAGGUGUUUUAUUCUAUGGACCUCCAGGAUGUGGUAAGACCAUGUUGGCUAAAGCCAUUGCUAAAGAGAGUGGAGCAUUCUUUCUUCUGAUUAGAAUGUCCACCGUUAUGGAUAAAUGGUAUGGAGAAUCCAAUAAGAUCACUGAUGCCAUAUUCUCGCUUGCAAAUAAGUUACAACCAUGUAUUGUGUUUAUUGAUGAGAUUGAUUCGUUUUUAAGAGACCGGUCAUCAUCAGACCAUGAAGUUAGUGCUAUGUUGAAGGCAGAAUUCAUGACUUUAUGGGAUGGUUUAAGAUCCAAUGGAAGAGUGAUGGUGUUAGGGGCUACCAAUAGAAAGAAUGAUAUUGAUGAAGCAUUUUUAAGAAGAAUGCCUAAAACGUUUGCUAUAGGAAAACCAAAUUCUGGACAAAGAAGAUCAAUACUAACCAAAAUUCUUAAAGAUUCCAAACUUGAUGAAUAUGAAUUUGAUUUGGAAUAUAUUGUGGAACAAACUCAAGGAUUUAGUGGCUCGGACUUGAGAGAAAUGUGUCGUGAAGCAGCUAUAUUGCCAGUAAGAGAAUAUAUUCGGGAACACUACGACUAUAAGGAAGGAAAGCUCACAUGUGAUGUUGAAGAGCUUCCCGUGAGACCAUUGAAGACUUCAGAUUUCAUUAAGAAUGGAGUUAUCUCCUCCAAUGUAGAUUAA